Messenger RNA from Sitodiplosis mosellana (orange wheat blossom midge), 6606 nucleotides. Its product is annotated as calcineurin subunit B type 2. NCBI's taxonomy places the organism in Eukaryota, Metazoa, Arthropoda, Insecta, Diptera, Cecidomyiidae. The record is from RefSeq and is a predicted model, not a curated record. The coding region runs from base 220 to 732 and encodes 170 amino acids. The transcript has 4 exons. Gene Ontology annotation, molecular function: calcium-dependent protein serine/threonine phosphatase regulator activity; calcium ion binding.
AGCAGUAGCAGCAGCAAAAAAAAAUCUAAUUCGACAGCAGGUUGGUCGGGACGACCUUUUCGGAUUUGCUCAUUCUCAUUUCUGUUGUGUGUAGCAAAUCGAACGGAAUAGCAUUGAACAAAAAAUUUCUGACACAAAUGGUCUAGGAAAAUAAGAAGUCGUGAUUUUUUUUUUAAUUUGUUUAGUGUAGUAGUGGCCAUCUAGAAAAGGAAGCUCAAAAUGGGUAACGAAACGUCAUUACCCAUGGAGAUGUGUUCGAACUUCGACGCAGAUGAAAUUCGACGCCUGGGAAAACGCUUCCGUAAAUUGGAUUUGGAUAAUUCGGGAGCGUUGAGUGUCGAUGAAUUUAUGUCGAUUGCUGAGCUACAGCAGAAUCCGUUGGUGCAACGUGUCAUCGAUAUAUUUGAUGCGGACGGCAAUGGUGAGGUCGAUUUCAAGGAAUUUAUACAAGGUGUUUCACAGUUUAGCGUUAAAGGCGAUAAAUUGUCCAAGCUCCGAUUCGCAUUUCGUAUCUAUGACAUGGACAACGAUGGUUUUAUAUCAAACGGCGAACUAUUUCAGGUGCUGAAAAUGAUGGUCGGCAACAAUCUGAAAGAUACGCAACUUCAACAAAUCGUCGAUAAGACGAUUGUUUUUGCCGAUAAAGAUGAAGAUGGUAAAAUAUCGUUUGAAGAAUUUUGCUCGGUAGUUGGUAAUACUGAUAUCCACAAGAAGAUGGUUGUUGAUGUUUAAAAAAAAUCACCGCAUAACAAAAAAAGAUAAACAACAUCCCAAUGCCAACACAUUAAAACACAACAGAUACAGAAAACAAAAAUUCCACAAACCAGAAUAAAUUUUUUGAGCAAACAGUAAAAAAAACAUGUACGAAAAAGUGAAAUAAUAACACAACAACAAAAAAUCCACACAAUGUAAAGAAAUAUCUGUUUUUUCAUAAUGAAAAAAAACCUACAUACAACAGCAACAGCAACCACAACAACCUGAAACUUGCAGCUAGCAAGUUAGCUAAAUUUAGCAAAUGAAAAAAAAGAGAAUAUAAAAUUUAACCACUUUCUAUACUUUGUUAUAAAAUACAGCCAAUAAUGCGGAGUAUUUUCCCCGUCAUCUCUCCAUCUUCAGAAUCGUUUUAGUUUUUCCGUUUGGUUCUUCGGAGUUGUGUAAUUUUUUCUCGAUAAAACAAACAAAAUAACUAUCGGUAAUUAAGCUUCUACUCAUUACGAAACAAAAAAUAACAAAAAAAAACAACAAAAGAAGAAAAAAAAACACAAAUAAUUGUAAUCGAUGGAAUGGCUAUUGGAAAAACCAAGAAAAAAAAAAACAAAAUGGGAAAAAAAUUGAAUAAACACGCUUAGAAUGAAGCACGUGCUCUAGUCAGUCGUUCGCAUGCAUAAACAAAUGCUGUUCAAACCAUUUUUCUUUAUUGUACAGGAAUUCAUCGGAUGUCGAUGUUCCUUUUUUAGUCGCAGGCAUAACGCAACUAGAUUCAAAAUCAGGAACCGACCGAAAAAUUAUGAAAUUUUGCACACAGUGCAAAAUCAUUCAGUCAAAAUAGAAACUUAUUGAUUUCUCGUCGUCGUCACAGCGAAAUGCACAUCACUUACUACCACAUAGAAGAAUGCCGAACAAAAAAGAGAAGAAAAAAAAUGAAUUAAUUUGUAAUCAAUCAGCAAUGUUUUGAAUGUUUAUUUGAUUUAUUUCGAUUUUUAUUCCUCAUUUUUGGAAUCGAGAGCAAGCAAAAAAAAAAUUGAUGAACUAAUUAAGAGUACUGUAUAAAUAUAAUGAGUAAACUAUGAUAAAGAUUUUUUUUUCUUUCUUUUUUUUCUGUUGUGAAUGAAUUCAAAGCAAAGAAAAAACCACUCUUAUUGGAAUCUUAUUGAACAUGUUUGUUUCGUUUGUUUGGAGUAUUUUCUCUGUCUGAAAAAAAAAAACUUAAGUGAUGAAUCUUUUUGUUGUUUGUGUGUGUUUCGAAAAUGAAUUAUCGGAUUUUCAGUGCAAUUGCACGCCAUUUCCUGAAGAAAAAUUUACUCUUUUCCUCACUGAAUGUAUUCGCUAUGCAACCAACAAAAGAGGAGCCAAGCUACUGUAACUAAUAUUUUAAAAAAAGCACAGGGAGUUUCACAUUACCAACAAAUGAAGAAAAGAAAACAAACACACACAAAACAAGGACUAACAGAGACGAUCAUGAUGUAUUGAAAGUUAAGCAAUUGUUUGAUAUUGUAGUGACCCUGAUCCAUUGCACCUGAAAUGCAGACACACGUCAACAUCGUCGUCGAGAAGGGAGAGGGAGCGCUGCGCUCGCAAUAAAUUCAUCAUUUUGUGGACCAAACACACAUACAUUUUGCUUAAGCGAAAUCACAUACGUUCAACGCUUUAUUGGGGGUUUCUUUUUAUACCUGAGCACGGCUCUUCUUAUUCGUUUUUCUUUCUUGUUUUUAUACUCUCACAUUUUUAACCUAUUUCGAAACGUUCUUCUUUUCUUUUGCUUUUAGUGCAAUUACUAAAAUAUAUUUAAAAAAAAAAUUAUAAAUAAAAACAAAUAGAAUCAAAAAGUAAAAAAAAAACUGACGAGAUGUAACAAAGAAAAAGUAUAAAAAAAAUCGGUUUGCCACUGCUGGCUGGCUUUCAAUCAAAAUACGUCUUAUUAAUUCGAGUAAUAAUUCUUUCGGAUAGACUUCGAAAUGGACACUUUUUUUCUCGAUAUUGUUGCAUCGCCUUGAGCAUAUAUAUAUAUAUAUAUUUUUUUUUUUUUUUGGUGGGGGGAAGUUUUCAUGUUGCUCUGUUUAUUUCUACACACAUACACGGUUUACAUUCCGAAAAAAAGGACGAAUCGUGCAUUAAAUUCGCAAUAUUUUUUUAAAUGUAAAUAUCGUGUUUUGCGAAUAGAACGAACUACGUUGUGAGCAACCAUGUGAUGUGUGUGUGUUUUGCGUGUGCCACUAUUUUGAAAUAGUGUCUAUGCUGUAUUGCACAUGCAUCGUAUGCACACGCCUCAUAUUAAGCAACACAAAGAAGAAACAUAAAAUCGCUAGCAAAAACCAACUGAAUGAACAUCAACCUCCAAAGCAAGCAACUCUAUUUUCAAACACAAUAAAAAUAAAUCUCUAGACAAAAAUAAAAACAUGGAAUACCUUUUUUUUGAAACUUAAGUAAUUGUACUCUACUAACUAAAACUAACUUACUAUUAAAAGAUGAUGAAAAACAAAAACAUCUAAAAUUCAAAAAAAAAAAACUAACAUCUAUACAAAUGAAGAUAAAAUCACAUUUUAAAUGAAACAUUGCCUUUCGAUUUUCGUUGUGUUAGUUUAUUUUGAAUAGAUUAACGAAUAACAUGAAGAAAAAAAAAAUACUUAAAUAUAAAACUUUUUGAAUUAAUUUGAAUGGGAAACAAAAAAAAAGAAGAAAAAAAUGGAGACAAAAAUAACCAAUGGAUGAUACAAAAAGAAAAUCAUUUUCUGAAUUGAAACACACACUCUAACCAUUACUAACUAUUUAAUGAAUUUAUUUACUACGACAAAGAAAGAAAAAACGUGAAACCAACAUAAUAAAAAAAAAAUGACACAAAAUAACUUAUAAAUAUUAUUGACAUGAUUUUUAGGUAAUAGACAUUCAACUUAAAUACAAAUUUCACAAAAUGCGAAAGAAAAAAAAACAUAGGCGAUUCCUUCCGGUGGAAGGAGACGACGAUGAGCAGACAAAACACGAAGAAAGAGAAGAAUAAUUAAUAUUCAUAAAAAAAAUGAGGAAAAAAAAGAAGAAGAAUCAUAAACACACAGAAUGCCGUACACUCUAAAGGAAUGUCGUUGUCUCUUCUCUUUUUUUCCGAAAAAAAAAUAAAAACAAAAAACAAAUUCAUUCGAUAUGUGCCCAUCACACAAGCAUCAUCAUCACUAAUCAACUCUUUCUCUCUCUCUUUAUAAAUAUAUAUAGAUAAAGAUUAAAGAUAAAUGAAGUAUGUAGAAAUAAACAAAACAAAAAACAACUAGAUAUUUUUAGCGUAAAUUAUUAUCUCGAUUCUAUUUUUUUUUCGUUUAAUUUCGGUUCUAAAAAUGGUUAAGAGGUUCGAGGGUUCAAUGCAAUUGUAUUGUGGGUUGCGAAGCGCAUUAUUUGGAUAUUCGGUGUAAUGAUGAUUUGUUUAUUUCUCGCAUUUACCAUCACUUACCGGUCAUUUCUGCAUCGAAUAUGCUCAUACAUAUUCUUUCGUGUGUCCGACAAUUGUAUUGAAUUUUUGCUGUUUAUUUAUUGUUUGUUUUUUUCAUUCUGUUUUUUUUUUUGUUCGUCUGUUAAAUUCGUCUAUUUUAAUCAAAAAUCGCCAGAUACAAUCGAUCCGGACGAGAAAAAUAAAGAACAAAGCCAGAAACCAUAAACACUUAAAAGAAAGCCUCUGAUUAAAGAAAUACAAAAAAAAAUCAGCUGCAUUUAUCUCAAACACUCAGCUAGACUCUGAAAUUUAAUGGAACAACUUCAAGCGGCAGCCGGCACACAAUCUCUCGGGCACUUUGAAGACAAAUCUCCCACGAGAAUAUACCCAAUUAUAUUUACAACACACAAUUGAUGCAAUCGACCGGCUCACAGCCAUACCAACGAAUGUAUUUCAUUGUUCUGGUGCAGUUCUGUAAUUCUCACAUCUAAUCUUUGGCUUCACCAUCAACACCACUCGCUCCCAGAAUAAUCUAGACGCAAUCCGAAAGCACAGAGUUGUGAGUUUGAUACACACACACACACACACACACACACCGAGUGCAAAGUUUCUCUUCAUCAGAAUGCGCAAAUAUCACAGAAAAAAAAGGAAAAGAAAAAUCGAAACUGAAUAAUUGCCAUCAUGUUGUGAGUAAGAUUGAGAGAGAACUAUGUUGUUGUAAGUUGGCAUUAGUGUGGUUUGCCAAAGAUAAAUUUCAGCGAGUUAGCAUGCCUGGUGCCUUUCCGUGUAUGUAUAUCUAUCUCAGAGAUGUCCGUUUGUCAGACAGCCAAUCAUACGCAAUGCGGUUGAGCAAUAUGAUUGAAACAGAGACAUAAAACCAAAAAAAAAACACAUCAACUCUCUGUCUCUCUCGAUCGAAUUGCAAAGUCAAACUAGUCCAUAUUUGUUCGAUUAUUUUUCGUUCGUUUUCAUUUUCACGAUUUCGUUUGUUUUGUGUGUCACAUGAUUCUCAAAUCUGUAGAUUAUUGAUUUUUCAGCACUUCAAACAAAAUAGUUGAAUUCAAAAUAACGCUUUGCUCUAACAAACAAAAAAUUUUAAUACAAAAAAUGGACGAAAAAAGCAAUGACAAAAAAAAUCAUUAAAAUCGAUUAAAUACAAAGUAAAAAAAAAAUCUUCACUAUUUAGAUCGUUAUAUGAUUUAUUACUAUUUUUAAGUAGAUAAAAAAAAUAAAGGAAGAAACAAACAAAAAAAAAGAUCUAAGACAAAGCAGAAAAGAAGUAAAUAUAAAUAUAAAUUUAACUCUAUUUUAAUUAUAUCUCGUACCUUCUUUGACACUGACAAAACAACAACAACAAAAAAAUAUGAAUUUAAUGAUGAUAAAUGAUGGGAAAAAAAAUACACAGAAAAAAAAAUUGUAUAACUAUUUGUUUUGCUGCUAUAAAAAGACGCUUUCGCUUUUCCUAUCUCGGUUCAUUUUUUUUUAUAAAUAUAUUUAUUAUAUAUUAUUAUAUAAAUAUAUGUAAUUCUAAACACACACGAUGAAGGAAAAAAAAAAGUAUUCAAAUGCAAAAUUCAGCAAUAGUAACCAGUCACACACUCACUCACCACACCACUAAAAUGAAACUCUUUUUAACUUUAACACAUUCUCACAAAAAUCACAUGCAAUUGUAAAAAUAGUUAUGAAUUAAAUGAUAAAAAAAAUUCACACCUAAAGCGUUAUUUAAACAAAAUAGUCUAAAUGAACAUACAUUUAACACCUAAGAGAAUCGCAUACUAGAAAUGAACCACUCAUUUAAAAAAAAGAGAGUAAGAUAGCGAAAUCACUCUCAUCUAGAAUGAAAUACUAAAAAAAAAUGCAAAAAUUUUUUUCACAAAAUGUUUAUUUUUUACUUUUUUUGGUUAAUCUGAUCCGACUUCGGUUUUCUCUAUUGUUUUCGCUAAACUAUUUGUAAUCUCGUAUUGAAUUCCUUACGGUCUGGUUUAGAUUUUGUACCUAUUGUACGAAUGAUGGCAUCCCCUCAAAUGAAAAGCGAAUAGUUCCAUUACCACCAACGUUUGCUAAAAGUAUUUUAUUGAAAGAGUUUCGAAUGUUAUCGAUUCGAGGCGACGCGAUUUGAAUUGGUGACAAUCAAUUUAUGCUUAUCCCAUUCAUUGUCGCUCAUUCAAGCAUCGUGUCGGAAUUUCGUUGUUUGAGCUCACAAUUCAGAGCCAAAUGAAUAUGAAGCUGAUUCGCGCUGAUUUUGUUUAAAUUUCGCAAAUGGAAUAUGCCAAACACAAUACAAUUGUGGUAUGGCGUUUGAAUGACAGGCUUCAGUCUGUUCAUCCAAAACGGUAAUCGAUAAACAUGCUAACGCUUUCAAUGCAACACAAAUCUAUCUCAAGCAUUUUUUCACUAAAAAUGCAGAUGCAUGCGUUCAAUCUACUCGGAUCAUGCAUUCUGUUGAAGUAAAAAAAAAAAAACAAAAAAAU